UCUACUAGAUUAAUUUGCAUCCAACAUCCGACAACUCUCCUAUUACAGAUUUACAUCAAGUUACAAAGUUACAUCGAGGACGCCGCGUGGUCGCUCUUGAGCCUUUAUCAGCUGACAUUGACAUCUAAUUGACAGAGAAAUUGUUAGUACAUAUCUAUAUAUAUGUACAUAUCUGUGCAACGAGAACUUGAAGAGGAUUUUUCGAAAUUACUUGCGAUUGGUUCGCACACAAGUCGGUCGAUUUCAUUGUCGUGCUUCAACAAAAAACACUGCUAGGCUAACAAGCGUGAUAACAAGAAGAGAUAUCGUCUCGCAGAUCGAAAUUAGCCUCUCUUACGAUAUAUGCAGCAAAUUUCUUGAAUCUCGACUCAAUUGGACUCGUCGACUAUAUAUUUUUACCGAGAUUAUUGAUAAUAACAUAUGUUAAUUCGAGAUGGCGAUGCAAAACUCUAUGAAAAUUCGUUCUCUUUAUUGAAAUUUCAUCGUUGAUAAUGGAAAGCGACGAUUAAGUUGCAAAUACGUCCAGGAAACAUGUGCAGAUGCUGCGGACUACUAUUGGGUGGAUGACAGGUUCUUCAAGGAUGGAUUCCAGCAAGAAAUCGGAUACUGUUAAUAACAGUCAGAGCACAGUCGCACAGUCUGAAGGCUCGGACUCGAUAGAGGUGGACAAUUCACGUACAGUUUUGCUAAAAAUAGCAACGCUGUAUGCGGAACGACUUAUGAAUGACAUCUGUCUUGUUGUGGAUGGUGUCGAGUAUCCAGCACAUCGACUUAUACUUUGUGCUUCUAGCGAUGUUUUCCAAGUGAUGCUGAUGAGCCCACAAUGGAGCGAGUCUCAAGAAAGCAGGGUAACCCUUCAAGAAACGCCUCAGUGCGCGCCAAUAUUCAGUGAAUUUUUGCGCUACUUUUACACUGGUCAAAUAAGAAUAAACUAUGGAAUUGUUCUAUCAAUAUUAUCUCUAGCCGAUAAGUACAAUGUCAAAGAUUUGAUAUUGUUGUGCCUUGACUACAUGCGAAAUCACAUUGCGCUUGCUGCCAUAAACGGCACUCUGGUAUCGUGGCUGCAUUACACGUUGAACUGUGGUCAUCACGACAUUAGCCAAGCGUGCCAAAACUUUGUCAAGUGGAACUUGGGACUUGUGGCCAAAACCGCGGACUUUGGGAAUUUUGACUUAGAUAUUCUAGUAUCGUUGUUGCACCAAAGCAGUUUAGUCAUAAAGGACGAGAUGACGCUCUACAAGUGCCUAGAAUUUUGGUUGGAUCAUCAGGCAGAACGAUUGAAAGCGCAGCUGUCGUCGGAGGAAUUAGAGGCGACGUUGCAUCAAUUAGUAAUAGCUGUUAUGUCGCCCGUUAGAUUCCCGAUGAUGUCUCCACGACAAUUGGCGGACUUACUACUGUCGCCAUUGACAAAAAAGUAUAAAGAAUUCUUCGUGGAACGUAUGUCGAUCGGCAUGUCCUUCCAUUCGGGUCAAACGGACAGAGUGAGAGAAGUGAGUCUUAGCGAAGAGGACGGCGCUUUGCUGUUCGAACCGAGAUUGUACACCGUCGAUACAUGCAGCUCGCUACUGACCAUAGAAAACUUUCACAGUCUGCCAUCGUAUCACACGAGAACACUUGUGUUUUCCAGUCACUCCAAUUUAGCGGAAUAUGCCGGCGACAAAACUUGCGAGUGGGUGGUAGACAUCUAUCCUAAAGGUGUAUGGUUCAAGAAGUUUUUCCUCAUAGUAUGGCAAGGUACGGUAGAGAUGCCCGAGCACGUGAAGCGAUCGGUGAGGCUAUCGUUGACCUGUAAAGAGCCACCGAUGAAUAGUCACAUGCGCGUAAAGAUUGGAGUUUUGAUUUACGGUUUGCAAGACGGUGUGGAACAUAUCGCGAGAGUCACCGAGAUCAUUCACAGAUUCAGUAGAAAGGAUCGCGUCCUGAAUCUGGACGAUCUCCUGCCGUUCGAGGAACUCAAUCCGCAACAGGGCUCGGUAUCGGAGAACGUGGUGUCUCCUUUCCUAGUGGGUCCCAACAAAGACAUGCUCAAAUUACACAUUGUUAUAUCGCCAGCUAAUUAGCGUUUACGAUGUCACAUUACGUGUAUCAAAAUAGAAAAUCACAGCGAGAAAAAUGUUAUUUGCAUUCUAUGUUUUUAUAUCAACUAUGUUUAUUUCCUUUUUUCUAUUUCUUAUGCAUAAGUAUUUCUCCAAUAUUUUGCCAAAAACGAAUAUUGACGAAGUUAACAUGUAGUACACACACACACACACACAUAUAAUUGCUUCCUCUUUAUAUAUCAUAUUAUUUUCUAAAUUUUAAAUAUCUUACGGAAACGCUUACAUGAUACAAAAAAAAUUGAUAUCUUAAUGAGAUAUAUUACAUUACGAAUGUAUUGUCAAAUGUGCGAUAUACUUGAGUAAAAAAAAUUUAGUAGCCCUUGCUGCCGUACUGUUAAUGUGAUUCGUUACAUAUAAAUCCCUUGUACGAUUUUGUCUAAUGUCUGUAAGAUACGAAUGUGUGUACUGUAUAUAACUGAGAUGCCAACAUUAUUUUAGUUACAAGUUAUGUGAUUUUUGCAUGCAAUAAAUGCGAUAACAAGCAGAAUGUGAGUGCACUUUAUGAAUAUAGAUACGUGUUAAUAUAAGACUUGUGUAUAUUAAUCCUAACUCGCGAACCGAUAUUACAUUUUUUCUAACGAGGUUGUCAAUAAAAUGCGUCUGUAAAAAUUAUUAGCAGUAAUUUUUCUAGAAACGGCAUAUCUCUUAUCUCAUCUGAGAUAAGAAAUAUUUCUUGUUUCAGAACUUAUGGAGAUUCCGUAUCUCGUUAAAGAGACGAAGAGAAUUUCCUAAAACAUAAGUGCGUCUAGCUUUAGGUGUAACUUUAAAUAUCGUUUUAUUAUUAUUAUUUUUUUUAAUAUUUUAAAUAUUUUUUUUAAUACUAUUAUCGCGCUUUGGAGAUACGGAAUACGUCUGUAAGUUUUAUAAAAUUUCUUAUAUGCAUAAUAUAUUUUGUUCCCUUCUUACUAUCUUACCAUCGAUAUUACAUGUUCUUGCGUUGAAGAUUUGGUUUCUUAACUUAUCAAUUAAUAUUGUACCCAGAGCGAGACUGAAACCUGAGAUUAAAUAAACAAGUAAUCUUUAUUCUUAAA
Messenger RNA from Cataglyphis hispanica, 3127 nucleotides. RefSeq names its product BTB/POZ domain-containing protein 17 (gene Tango10). The record is from RefSeq and is a predicted model, not a curated record. Lineage: Eukaryota; Metazoa; Arthropoda; Insecta; Hymenoptera; Formicidae. Gene Ontology annotation, molecular function: protein binding. The transcript has 3 exons. The coding region runs from base 540 to 2060 and encodes 506 amino acids.